Molecule: messenger RNA, 357 nt
Organism: Necator americanus (New World hookworm)
Lineage: Eukaryota; Metazoa; Nematoda; Chromadorea; Rhabditida; Ancylostomatidae
Exons: 1
Coding region: 1-357 (118 amino acids)
Source: RefSeq, a predicted model, not a curated record
AUGCUGGAUGAAGCCCAGCCUCAAGAACAAGCUGGAUUCCGCCAAGGGUUCAGCUGCUUGGACCACAUCCAGACCGUGUCGAGGGUCAUAGAGGUUUGCAGGGAAUACCGCCUGCCCCUUGUUCUAACCUUCGUCGACUAUGAGAAAGUCUUUGACAGCGUAGAAACGAAUGCAAUACUGUCAGCGCUGGUCGAUCAAGGUGUGGACGCGUCGUAUGUGAGGACAUUAGCCAAUUGCUACGAACGAUGCACGACUAGGAUACAACUUUUCCACCGCCCUCUCACCAUACCCAUUGGAAAGCGGGUACGACAGGGCGAUACUAUAUCGCCGAAGCUGUUCACGGCUACAUUACAAUGA